AUGGCCGCCAAGCCGACCCUACAUAUCGCGAUGCCGCCCCGGCGUCUCUCCCACUACUCCGGUCCCCGCAGCCCGCGCUUCCAUGAGGACUUUGACGCUCCCUUUUCUGAGGCCAUCAUGAAUGCCUCGCUCAACACCGUUGCCUCCGGCGCAUUUUCACCCUCACAGGAGCGCCCCAGCCUCGACGACUCGCUCCGACGCUCCUCGCCUGGCAGCUCCAUGCGCACACCCUCCUUUCCCAUCCAGUCGCCCACGGAGGCGUGGCGCGAGUUCCCCUGGACCCAAAAGACACAGCGCAAAUCGAGCGUCAACGACCGGGUACGGGGCUGGGCUAGGAGGUCACUCAUUUUCAAAAGCCGCCCUACUUCGCCAGACGAAGUGACCGAGAGGUCAUUUUCAAAGGUGGACCACAUCACCGAGGCGUCCACCACCACAGGUGUGCCCAAAUAA
Messenger RNA from Cordyceps militaris CM01, 450 nucleotides. RefSeq lists its product as uncharacterized. The transcript has a single exon. The record is from RefSeq and is a predicted model, not a curated record. NCBI's taxonomy places the organism in Eukaryota, Fungi, Ascomycota, Sordariomycetes, Hypocreales, Cordycipitaceae. Bases 1 to 450 code for a protein of 149 amino acids.